Neoarius graeffei (lesser salmon catfish) is the source of this 3624-nucleotide messenger RNA. Its product is annotated as nectin-3-like. Gene Ontology annotation, biological process: homophilic cell-cell adhesion; heterophilic cell-cell adhesion. Gene Ontology annotation, cellular component: adherens junction. Bases 146 to 1393 code for a protein of 415 amino acids. The record is from RefSeq and is a predicted model, not a curated record. The transcript is spliced from 8 exons. NCBI's taxonomy places the organism in Eukaryota, Metazoa, Chordata, Actinopteri, Siluriformes, Ariidae.
AAGAAGCAGCUUGUACAGCGGAAAGUUCGUGAAACUCAGUUUCACGAGUUCAGGAUUUGUUUGUACGGUGUUUAAGCCCCAGUUUCCGGUCUCUUGAAUUUUCCGGCUGUGUGUGAUAUGAGCAGCAUGCUUUGGAACUGGGGAAAUGCAUUUCGGAAAGAGAUUUACUUUGGUCAGCUUUAUUUUUUCUCUGUUUUCCCUCUGCAGCAGAAUCACAGCCAUCAAAAUUAUUGGGAGGAGUGCCAGUGUGACAGCUGGAGAUGAUGCACACCUGUUCUGGCAGCUGAUUGACACAACGGAGAAUCUGACCAGCAUUACGUGGCAAAGAAGGACAAAGGAAAAACCCACAUAUACAAAAUUUUUAAUUAUUACUUCACAUGGCAAAGUGGAAUAUAAUGGAUUCGGGAACAGAGUUGAAUUCACUGGAAACAUCUCGGAACACAGUGGGUCAAUUCUUUUAAAGAACGUGACCUCUUCAGAUGAGGGGAUCUACAUGUGCAUCUUCAUCAUAUUCCCAAGUGGACCAUUUAAGAGAGAAAUACAUCUGGCAGUUCUAGUUCCUCCUGUUGUCAGUGUGGGUCCAGAUGUGCCUCCUGUUGCUGGUGACACUGAAGAGAUCUUGGCAACCUGCACUGCAGCCGGUGCAAAGCCUAAAGCAGAUGUGUCCUGGAGUUUGGAAGCUUUAAGUGACUCUGUCAAAAUACAGACUGAUGUCACUGUGGACUCUGAAGAAAGAUGCACUGUUAAAAGCAGCCUGAUUGGUGUAGCAUCCAAAGAUCUAAACGAGCAGAAGGUUCAGUGUUUGGUCUCACACCCUGGCUUGAAGAAGAAACUGGAACUGAAUUACAACUUGAUCAUCCACUAUCCUCCUCAGGUGGUAUACAUUACUUCAGUAGGUGAUCAAGAAGAAACACGUGAAUUCCAGUGUGAAGCAGAUGCUAAUCCAAAACCAACAAACUUCGCCUGGAGCAGGUAUUUUCCAGUGAAGGAGCCUCUUUCCAGUGGUGUUAACAGCAGACAGGUUAUUCCCCUGACCCCUAACAAUAACGGCCUUUACUAUUGUGUGGUGUCUAACCAAUACGGGAGUGCUGUUGCUUCUCUCUACAUGCAUGUUUUCCCAGCUACAGAAUCCAGGACUUGGACUCUGUUCAUCAUAUUCAUAGUGCUUGUUCUGGCUGUGGUUGGUGUUUUUGCCUUACGAAAAAGUAAUUUUUGUCAAGGAUUUCUUCAAUUUAUAGAAAGACUGCGGAAUCGUCAGCAUGAUCCUGUAAGUGACUUGUCUGCACCUUCAAACAUGAACAACAACCCUCCAAAUGUUUGGAUGUUUGAAACGUCUCCGUUGGGACCAUACCCUGAUGUUGUGGAGGGGCUUGUUCUUCUUCCAAUUCCCUGAAACUGCUUUUCUGGAAUUCAAGAGGAAACCAAAUGGUCCUAAAGCAUCUGUUAUGUGAUCCAGUUUGGGCCUCCUUUCCACAUAGUUAUGAAAUAAAGUUAGUAUAAUCUAAUCAAUAUUAAAGGUACCAUAACACAAGUUCCUGUUUACUUGUUUGCCAUCAUGAACAUGAUUCCCAAGAGGAACACAAGCAGCUCUGAAAGAUCUCUGCAAUGAGGAGGAUGACGCCCAGACAUCAGAGCAAAGAAAGCAUCACAUCUUUAAUAUUUCCUCAAGGAGUUUAUUUCUGGACAUUCAAUACACAACCUGAUUUCUUCAUGUCUGACUGCAGAACCAGGUGAAGCCAGUUAUGGCAGAUGAGAGACUCUCCAGAGACCAUCAAAAGUACAUAAGGUUAACAUCAACUACAAUUCUCGUAAUUUAAACCAGAUGUAAGUUGAUGACCCCAGUAAGUUCCCUUUCACUUUAUAGAUACAGUAUUGGGUAAAAACCUCAGCGUUUAGACACAGACCUCUGUUUGUUUUAUCUAACAAGUUAUCUGCAGUCAUCCAGGAACUCAGUAUUUGUUCAACACAGUUUUCAGUUAAACCUGUUUCAAGAAAAGAAACAGGGGAUUGAGUGACUGGCUGAUUUUUAAAAUGUUUUGCUUCUUUGGCUGAUUUAUAUUAUUUUUCACACAUUGGUUCAGUUUUACUUUUUUUCUUGCAGUUUUUGUACCACCCCCCCGUGUUUUUUUUAUUUUAUGUACGAGCUUCAUUUGAAAUUUAUUCGUAUGUUGUCUCCACUCACAUUACUAAAUAAUUAGUUAUUUAGAUGGUAGAACAGUGAAACUGGUAUAUUGUGGCCUGACCCAGACACAUUAUCUCUGGGAGCUCAGGAUGAAUUCACAUGAUUUUAUCACUGUGUGUCUCACUGAGAGUCAGGAGUGCUGGCCUCAUUAUAUUUCACUGAUUAUUUAGAGAUUAAAUCAACAAUCCUCUCAGUUUAACUGUAGCAUUUACAAUAUUGACCCUUAAAAUGUUGACACUUUAUUUAAAAUGGACCCAUUUUAGAUCUAUUUUUAAGAGAUUGAUGAUUUAACCUUUUAAUUACACUGCGCUAUGCUGAUGAGAAACACUUUCGUUUUUUUGUGUGUAUGCAAAUUCUCAGGGAAAUGACAGUAAAUCUUGAAUCGUACUACGGCAAUAGAGGAGAUUGAACUUUUUUCUUUUAAACCGAUAAAGCGGCAGUUAGCAGGAAUAAAAAUCACCUGACAGCAGUGACUUUCACUAAAUGAGGAGAGGAGACACGGUGAAAUGUGCUCAUUUUCUUCUCCUAGCGGUUACAUUCAGUGAAGCAUCUCACUUAUGAGCCUGAAUGAAAUUGUCUUUGUUCUGUAAAAAAAUAAAAUGCUUGCUAUUAAGCGGCAGUCACACUGAACUUUAGUCUUACUUACUGCUGUUUGGCACAAAACAUUAAAAUGAUUUGUUAAAGUGAAUUUAAUGCCACUAAACCACACUUUUUUCCUUGUGUAAAGCAACAAGGCCACAUUUCGUGCGACAACCAUGUCGCACUGGGGCGCUUGGCCAAAUUAUGUCCCCACCAAUAUCAACACCGUUUUUACGCCCUUGGAUAGACCAUGUGUUUUCAAACCAUAGCUGAUCCUAAAGGCAGGACAUUGAUGCAAGAUCAGCGGAUUUUCACGGGAUCUGCCGAGACUGAUCCGGAAGAUCCCGUAGGAGUGCGUGACGUCACACGUGUAACAAUCCAGGUGUCAAUUUCGUUCCUGUGCGCAGCAGUGGUUAGACCAGUCUCGAUAUGUAAUCACGUUUUGGAGAGAAUUCUGAUGGUGAUUGGGAUCUUGUAUGUCGGAUGAAGGGGCAGAUGAUUAUCAAGGAUAUUCCUGUCAGUCCUGCGCUCUGUGGCGUGAACAAGGCGCACCUGAACUCAGAGAACUAUGUGUUUGGCUAUUUAAGGACUGCGCUGAUGCAAAUGCGAGGCGAAGUAUUACGCUACGUUAAGUAUGCAUUACCGAGCCUUCCUUCCCUUGUUCUUGUUUCCCUGGUUUCUCGAUUCUUGUUUCUAGUUCUUGUUCUCGCUUAGUCUGAUGUAGUUUGCGCCUCGACCGACCCUUUUGCUUGUUUUCACAUUUCUGAUCUUGCCUGCCGUUUUGGACUGUUUCUUUGUGUGUGUUUUAUGCACUUUAUGUAUAUAUUGCACUUUUAUUAUUAAACUGAACACUUGUGCACAUA